CGUCGAGUCAUCAGUACUAGCAGCAUCAAUUGGGAAAUGUGUAAUAAACAUUGAUCAAUGAAGAUUGUAUUUCCAUUCGCAUCGUACAACUAGUCGUGCAAAUCGGCCUUCACCUACAACAAUAACAACAGCGACGAAAAGAAGGAGCAAAGAUGACGAACAAAAGGACAACUUCUUCUAGAACAACAUGGUGUACUAGAAGUACAACAUCAUCAGAUGUUGGUGGCAGAAGUACUAGUACAACAGAUCAUGAUCCAUUAGUACGUGUACGCAAAAGCGGUUGUACCCAAAAACCGAUUUCUUCAAGCGUGAGGACUACAUCUAAGGGGAGAAGCAUGACCUCUUCUAAGGGUGGAAGAGGACCGUCUAACUCUUCAAUGAAGAUGAUCAUGGUUGCAGCAGCACUGAUCUACUGUCAAGUAUAUUUUUUUCUUGAUUCCUUCUUCGCCUUAUCGUCGACCUUCUUCGGACGAGAUCGCCCUGAGCACAAAUCCGGCCACCAGAGGAACUUCCAGCUACAAGAACCACGACCAUUAUUUUCAUCUUUGCUAGUGGAAGCUGCUACAGUUCCAGCACAUGCACUCCGGGAUAGCGGAUAUGAGCUAAAAUCCAACAAGAGCAUGAGCUUCCGCAAUGGCGCCC
This is a messenger RNA of Amoebophrya sp. A25, 642 nucleotides long. The record is from the annotation of a GenBank genome assembly. NCBI's taxonomy places the organism in Eukaryota, Dinophyceae, Syndiniales, Amoebophryaceae.